Molecule: messenger RNA, 1231 nt
Organism: Aegilops tauschii subsp. strangulata
Lineage: Eukaryota; Viridiplantae; Streptophyta; Magnoliopsida; Poales; Poaceae
Source: RefSeq, a predicted model, not a curated record
CGGAUCAGAUCAUUUCCUUCCCGUGUCACCGGGCUAGGGUUGACAGUGCGCCAUGCACGGAGAUGCGGGAGGUGGGGACAUGCAUGCCGGUGGGGGAGGGGAGGAGCCAUGCAGCGGUCGAAUGUGGUACAUCUGGCAGCACGAGAGAGGUGGAUCCAUGGCGGUCUCACCGCCACAGCGGGCCCAGAUCUGACCAGGGGGAGACCGCGGGACGCGGAGAGGGAGCAGACGCAUCAUAUCCCCCACCCCCACCUACCUCCAUUAUUGAGAGCCGCAGCUCGCAUCUCGCUCCGCUUUUCGGGCACCUAUGGGAGAAAACUAGGGUUUGCCAUUCCUCUUCUCCCCCCUCGCGAGAUUCCUUCGGGUGGUGGCGUGGCAAGGUGGGCGGCGACGAGCGUUCGUUCGCUCACGUGGUGGGUGCUCGCGCGCGCGGGCGCGGUGCUUCAUCCGCAUCGAUGGGGGAUCGUGGGGGAGGCAGAUCUGGCGGAUGGCGCGACUCCUCGACGCGCGGUGGAUUCGGCGGGGGACGCAAGACGGCGCAGGCGAAUCCCUCUCGCCACAUGGUGUGGCAACGCCCAGAUCCGCCGCCGCCACCAUCUGGAGGGGCCAGAUCUGGCGGAGGUACUGAAGAUCGAUGGGAGGCUGCGGCAAGGGCGAUGGGUGGAGACGCCAAGGCACGGGCGAAUACGACGACGUCGACGGCUCAGACGGCUUCAUCGGCAGCGGUGGGUGCUCCAGAUCCAGCUGCCAAGGUCAACGACAAGCUCUGCCUCAACUGCAACCUCCCAGCUGAAAAAUCUUAUGAGGAAAAAACUGAUGAGAUAUCAGGGGAUGAGAUGGAAAGGUCUCCUUGUGUUGCUGGCAAUAUGAAAAAAGAUUAUGUGGUGUGGCCAUCUCUGCCUCAUAUUGUGCCUCUUGAUGAAGGGUCCACUGAAGGGGGGAUAGUCACAGUGUUUACACUGUUGAAUCGCCUUCUGGAUCGCCAAUGCAUGAAAAUAUGGCUCCUAAAGGGCAGGCUUCGCGCAGACAGUUUCAGAAACUGGAGUGUGUGGAGGAGACGGCCACCAACAGACUAAAGAAGCGCGAUGCUGAAGGACUGGUGAAAGAAGAAGAUAGGUCGAAGUUUCAGGCGGGCGUGAAGAGAAUGGCGUAUGCGGCAGCAGCUCUGGCGGACAGGUCUCACUCGCGAGGUGUGAUGCUUUUGAAGGAUGGAGAUGGGAUCCAGAUCGGC